This is a messenger RNA of Dunckerocampus dactyliophorus (ringed pipefish), 8169 nucleotides long. RefSeq names its product adenylate cyclase type 6-like. The record is from RefSeq and is a predicted model, not a curated record. Gene Ontology annotation, molecular function: adenylate cyclase activity. The transcript is spliced from 21 exons. Gene Ontology annotation, cellular component: plasma membrane. Gene Ontology annotation, biological process: cAMP biosynthetic process; adenylate cyclase-inhibiting G protein-coupled receptor signaling pathway; adenylate cyclase-activating G protein-coupled receptor signaling pathway. Bases 3998 to 6697 code for a protein of 899 amino acids. NCBI's taxonomy places the organism in Eukaryota, Metazoa, Chordata, Actinopteri, Syngnathiformes, Syngnathidae.
GGAGAGCUGAAGACAUACCAGGAAUACAUGUACUCCAGCGUGUAUUCUAGUCAAAUGGUGGCCUUGGGCUCAUAUUGUACAUUGUACUUAAAAGGAGAUGGAAUGGGAAUUCCUGGAAGUUUAGCUCAUCGUUCCACAGUUAAAGGUCUAGACUCCUUCACAUAGCUGAGAGCCUUGAUGGGAGGCAACAGAGGAGUCAUAAAUGGGACUGGUGGGUUGUUAACACUAAUUAACCAAAUCUUUGGUUCCUGCAGCCUCCACGUUGUAAUUGCAGCUGUGCCUGCAAGGGUGUGAGUGGGCAGGAAAUGAAAGGUUAGUGGGGACACAGCUGGGAGGAGUGCUGCACCACUCCCCCCCCAAACCUCCUCCCGCCGUUUUUUUUGUUGUGUCCAAUCAAACUGACUGCACUGAGCACUAAAGACCUCGGACAAAUAAAUACUUGCACAUUCCACAUGAGCUUUCUAUGUAAUUCAGUGGCAAAUUGAGUACUCCUAGCAUUGACUCCCACUUAAUGCAAAUGUUGUGAGAUCACAGCGGGCAGUAGAACCUUUUGGAUAACUUCACACAUUCCUAUACAAUGCAAGACCUUUUCUGAGAAAGGCUCAUUUAAUUCCUGGAAACAUCAAUAUGGCCUGUUUGAGUACAAUAUAGUCAAGUGGGUUCUUACCAUUGGCCGCAUUCAACACAGACAGGCAUACAUACACAACAUGGGUGGAAAUGUAACCUCCCGAGCAGAGGUAAUGAAUUAUAAGUAGAAAUGGGAUGAAAAUAUUCAUUUAAAGGAGAACUGCACUUUUUGGGGAAUUUUGCCCGUUCUCCACAAUCCUUAUGUGAAACACGAACACAUUUUUUUUUACCUUUUCUCUGCGUUCUGAAAGAAAAUGAGUUAGCAUGAGCCAGCUAACAUUGCACGUCAUGGGAGGUACCUUUUACGACUAAAAGUCCUCUAAAAACAAAACCUCUAUUAACCCAUAAAACCUCUGUUUUAUGGUUUAUAUAUAUAUAUAUAUGCUGUUAUCAUGCAUUAACAUGAUGAUUGAUGAUUUAAAACAUUGGAACUUCUUUCCUAGGGGCUUUGAUUUGACAUAACCCAUAGGAGCUACCGCUACUUCUGUCAACAACAACAGCAGUAGAGAAACAGCGGUGACACUUACUAUGUCCGCUCUCAUUGGGAUGGCUGUGUCUUUCAUCACAACACUUGUGCUCCAGUCCUCAGGUAAAAAAUGCCGACAGCAAACGAGCAUCUUGUUGAGCCUUCGUAGCGAAUUUGAGAGCCCGUAGUAUCCACUCUUCCGUCUGUCCCGUUGCAGUGGCUUGAGGCGUUGUGAGUGACGCUGAGACGAACAAGGCGCUGUGUUACUCCGCAAGAUAAAUAUAGUUCUUUGCGUUAGCUGCUACAAUAACAAUAUCACUGUAGAUUGGUUAAUAUACAGGUCAGUUUUGUAAAUGGAAUUUAUUUUGAAUUUGAUUUUUUUUUAGCGCUUUAUCAUAAAAAUAGAUACCUCCCAUGACGUGCAUUGUUAGCUGGCUCAUACUAAGUUGUUUUCUCUCGCACAAAGAAAGGAAAAGGAAUAUGUGUUCAUGUUUCACAUAAGGAUUGUGGAUGAUGGGCAAAAGUCCAAAAAAGUGCAGUUUUCCUUUAAGGUGAAAUUGUAAACUCAUUUCCUAGGGCAGUAUGUUGAAUGUGUGGACAUUGUGUUUACUGUGUCUUGUGGCAUUACACAGCACCGUGGCUGAGUGGCAUCUUUGUGUAGAGUACUAACUAACUAAAUAAGGAUAGUAUCACAAUAAAGUUGCAAGUUUGCAACAUUAAAGUCGUAAUACUGUACUACAUGAAAUAACUGUAAUUUUACCAAAAUAAAGUUGUAAUAUUAUGACAAUAUUAUUAUGAAAUUGCGAAAAUACUCAUAAUGAUACUAGUAUAAAGUUGUAUUAAAACUAAAGCUAUACCUGCAUUAAAACGAGGAAUAUUGAAAUUUUUAAGUGUCACGCUAGGCUCCAGCAUACCCGCGACCCUAGUGAGGAUAAGCGGCAUAGAAGAUGGAUGGAUAAGUGUUGUCACGUUCGGCGUAAGGCCGGGUUGGGAUCCCAAGAUGCAGAGAGGAAAAACACGCGUGUAUACAAAAAGAUUUAUUAACAAAAAAUCACUCCACAGGAGCAAAAAGGCACACAAAAGAAUAAUUAAAAAAGGUAACACAAAAACACGGCAGAAGCUACAACUUAACUAAAGGCGCUGCGGAAAUUUAGCAGGGAAAAACGUGUAAAAAAUCCAGAAACAAAAGACGCUACCGAGAACCAGGUAGGUGGCAAUGAGUAUACAGUCCAAACAACAAAAGGUGCCCACUGCUGGAGAACGCCAAGCAGGGAAUAAUGUACUUACAAGGAAGAUGAGAAUUCAGGGUAAGGAUAUAAGGCUAACCAGUAGUCGGUGAGCAGGAAUACAAGGAAGACAGUCUGGCAACGAUGUGAGGUCUGCCAGCACUAUAAAUAGUCCCGUGAUAAAUUGGCUGCAGGUGUGGAGUUCCUGGCUCCUCCUCUGCGGCAAGAGGUGCACUGCAACAGAGCGGCAGACAGGCGGCAGUAGCUUGGCAGUGCAGAGCAUGACAAGUGUCACAUGACGGCAUGGUGUUAAUGCUGGCGUCAGGAUAAAGACUAAAGUGCAGGUAAAAGGUAUAUUUAUAAUUAUAAUGGCUGCCAUGCAGAGGCAGGAAUGCACAAAAGAGCCGUAAUAAUCAUCAGUGCUCCGACAGGUGAGUCUCAGCAGGAAAGGAAAAGUGGAGGAGAAAAGCAUGAAACCAAAGAGGAAAUAUAACACAAUAAAAGCAUGACAACCGGAACUCAGGAAUAAACAGAAACAAUAACAGGCUGUCACACCGGAUGUCACGCAGCACGUGACAGUACCUCCCCCUCAAGGACGAAUCCCAGACGUAAAAAAAAGUCCACAGUCAAAAAGAGGGAAGGCUGGUGGGAGGACUGGUGCUGGGUCGCCGGUGUGGCCCCUACGGGCAUCGGCUGGGUCUAACGGAGCUGGUGAGACCCCUCCGGGGGUCGGCCGGGACGGAGAGCCCAGCGGAACCAGCAAGACCCCUCCAGGGGGCGGGCGAAGCAGUGAGCUCGGCAGAACCAGCAGGACCGCUAUGGGGGGCAACCAGGGCGGUGAGCUCGGCGGAGCUAGCAAGACCCCUCCAGGGGUCAGUCAGAAUAUCAGGUCCAAUGAAGACAGCAGGACCCCUGUGGGGGACGGCCAGGAUGGUGAAUCCGGUGAAGCUGGCGAGAUCCCUCCAAGGGUCGGCCGGGAAGGCAUGCAUGGAGGAGCCGGCGGGACCCCUGUGAGGGACGGCAUGCGGGGUAGAGCCAGUGCAGCUCAUGCGUCGCCAUGAGACGCGAGGAGAGGAACGAGAGCUGGCGCUGCACGUUGGCGUGUUGGCGAAGCCAGGACAGGAACUGAAGCAGGAGGCGUCUCGUCCUCUUGACUUGACGAAGAAGGAGGAGCAGGAGAAGCGGGCUUUGCUGAUGCAGUGGGCCCUGCAUCUUGACUUGCAGGCGAGGAAGCGAACUGCGCUUUCCCAUAAGUCCAGCAGAUGGCAGCAUUCCCCCUCUCCACAGGCCGGAUGGACUGUGCUCCUCCGUCCCACAGCAGGUGGUACUAGGCCCUCCUUCCGAAGGUGGAUCCCAGACGCUGUUCACCGCUUAAACCGAAACCAGGGAAGGGAGGCAGGGUGCUUGAAGGAGGGUCUCCAGUUCCACCCGUUGUACCACCCAACUGAAACUGCAGAGGGCCUCAGGUGUGGUGUGGGUGCCGGCUUGAAACACCGUGGGGGGGGCCACCGUCUGGCACCCAUACUAUGUCCUGCAUACCAUGUCCUGCAGUGCCUCCAAGGAGUACUUUAAACUGUCCUCUUCCAAAUUCUUUAGGACCCGCCAGGCCCAGUAGUCCAUCUCUGCGAGGUCGUCUUGUCAUGGUCGUAGCAUUCUGUCACGUGACGGCAUAGUGCUCAUGCUGGCGGCAACCCUGAGAUGCAGAGAUGUUAAUGCUGGCAUCAGGAUAAAGACCAAAGUGCAGAUAAGAGCCAACAUUGUCAUCUUUCUUUGCACUAACAUGAUCGGGAUCUGUACCCACUACCCUGCUGAGGUCUCCCAGAGACAAGCCUUCCAGGAGACCAGAGGCUACAUCCAGGCCAGAAUUCACCUGCAGAGAGAAAACCAGCAGCAGGAGCGCUUACUACUGUCAGUGCUUCCGAGGCAUGUUGCCAUGGAGAUGAAGGCUGAUAUCAAUGCCAAGAAGGAAGAUAUGAUGUUCCACAAGAUCUACAUCCAAAAACAUGACAAUGUUAGCAUAUUGUUUGCAGACAUCGAGGGCUUCACCAGCCUGGCGUCUCAGUGCACAGCCCAGGAGCUGGUCAUGACGCUCAAUGAGCUAUUCGCCCGCUUCGAUAAGCUUGCUUCGGAGAACCACUGCCUACGCAUCAAAAUCCUGGGGGACUGCUACUACUGUGUGUCAGGGCUGCCUGAGCCUCGGGCCGACCACGCCCAUUGUUGCGUGGAGAUGGGAGUGGACAUGAUUGAAGCUAUCUCGCUGGUGAGAGAGGUGACAGGAGUCAAUGUGAACAUGCGGGUGGGCAUCCACAGCGGGCGUGUUCACUGCGGCGUGCUGGGUCUGCGCAAGUGGCAGUUUGACGUCUGGUCCAAUGACGUGACGCUUGCCAACCAAAUGGAGGCUGGUGGGAAGGCCGGGCGCAUCCACAUCACCAAAGCUACUCUUCAAUAUCUAAAUGAGGACUAUGAAGUGGAGCCAGGAUUUGGAGGAGAGAGGAAUGCCUACUUGAAGGAGAACAACAUUGAAACGUUUUUGGUGUUGGGCUGCAGCCAAAAGAGGAAAGAAGAGAAAGCCAUGAUGGCUAAAAUGCAGCGAGCGCGUGCAAAUUCUGCAGAGGGCUUAAUGCCACGCUGGGUGCCUGAUAGAUCUUUCUCCAGAACCAAGGAGUCCAAAGUCUUCAGGCAGAUGGGCAUCGAUGAAGCAUCCAGCAAGGACAAUCGCUGCAUUCAAGAGGCCUUGAACCCUGAAGAUGAGGUGGACGAGUUCCUCGGAAGAGCCAUAGACGCUCGCAGCAUAGACCAGCUACGGAAGGACCACGUCAAGAAGUUCUUCCUCACUUUUCAAACUGCUGAGCUCGAAAAAAAAUACUCCAAAAAGGUUGAUGAUGGCUUUGGAGGUUAUGUGGCCUGCACACUCCUAGUUUUCUGUUGCAUCUGUGCCAUUCAGAUGAUAGUUUUUGAAAUAACACCGCUUAUGCUUGGUUUGUACAUUAGCAUCUUCAUCCUUCUAACCAGCAUCCUCUUCAUCUGUUCCAUCUACUCCUGCAUCAAACUCUUCCCAGCUGUGUUGCAGACAGUAACCAGGAAAAUAGUUCAGUCUCGUGCAAACAGUACACUGGUGGGCGUCGUCACCAUCCUCCUCCUCUUCGUUUCUUCCUUCGCUAACAUGUUUACCUGCAGCAGAGGUCAACUGAAGGACUGCGUGGCGAACAAGCUGAACAUGUCAGUGACACUAUGUUUGCUGCACAACCUGACCAAGUCGGCAAAGGAUGGAUUGACUCUGUGUUCCGGCCAGGUCAUACCCUGCCAUUUGCCAGAAUAUUUCAGCUACAGUGUCCUACUGACCCUGCUGGCCUGCUCCGUUUUCCUCCACAUUAGCAGCAUAGGGAAGUUGGCGCUGAUGCUAUUCAUCCAGUUCAUCUUCCUCCUGCUGGUGGAGUGGCCUCAAGUGGUCCUGUUUGACAACGCAGACCUGCUGGUCAAAGCUAACACGCUGCUUGGUUUCAAUGCUACUGCAGAACAGUGCCUGGAGAGCGUGACCAAAGUACCCCUGAAGGUCAUGACCCCUGUUAUCCUGACUGUAUUUGUUCUGGCUCUAUACUUGCACGGCCAGCAGGUGGAGUCCACUGCACGUCUGGACUUCCUCUGGAAGCUGCAGGCUACAGAGGAGAAGGAGGAGAUGGAAGAACUGCAGGCUUACAACCGCCGCCUACUCCACAACAUCCUGCCCAAAGAUGUUGCCGCCCACUUUCUUGCACGAGAGCGCCGCAAUGAUGAGCUAUACUAUCAGUCGUGCGAAUGUGUUGCUGUCAUGUUUGCUUCCAUCUGCAACUUCUCUGAGUUUUACGUGGAGCUGGAGGCCAACAAUGAGGGAGUGGAGUGUCUCAGGCUGCUCAAUGAGAUCAUCGCCGAUUUUGAUGAGAUCAUCAGUGAGGAAAGAUUCCGUCAGCUGGAGAAAAUCAAAACCAUCGGUUCCACCUACAUGGCUGCUUCUGGCCUCAACGUCUCCACCUACGAUAGAGAGGGUCGCUCACACAUCCUGGCUCUGGCAGAUUACGCCAUGAGGCUUCGGGAACAGAUGAAAUACAUCAAUGAGCACUCUUUCAACAACUUCCAGAUGAAGAUAGGGCUGAACAUGGGACCAGUAGUGGCUGGAGUGAUUGGAGCCAGGAAGCCCCAGUAUGAUAUCUGGGGGAACACAGUCAAUGUGGCCAGUCGAAUGGACAGCACAGGAGUACCAGACUACAUACAGGUGACCACAGACCUGUACCACGUGCUGGCCAACAAUGGCUACCAGAUGGACUGUAGAGGAGUUGUCAAGGUGAAGGGGAAAGGUGAAAUGACCACUUACUUCCUCACCUCUGGUCCCCAGAGCAGUUAACCAACCGGGCCGGACCACCGCCCCCCCCCACAGGGUUGACCCACUCUGCACUGAUGCACAGUGUAAACACUGAGGACAGAUGCUGUGUGUGUGUCUUGUCGCACACACUCAGAUACACACACACACACACACACACACACACAUAGGUGUUUGAAGGCUGUUUUUGCACAAGCGACCACAAAGCCCAGUUGCCUUAGGAUGGGAGUAUGCUUGUGUUUAUGAGCAAUAGUACAAGUGUUUUUUCUGGAGGUCAUUAUUUAUUUUUGUGCAGAUGGAUAAGCUAUAUAAAAGAAAUGGGAGUAUAUGCAAGGACACAAAUGAAGGAUGAACAUGACCAAAGAACAACUUUCCCAAGUUUACUCAUUUAAUUAUCAUUGCAGAGUCCACGGUAGUAAAGUCACUGUCGCCUAUAGGGACAAACAAAUGUUUCUCUGGGCUAAAUCACAAAGGAGAGCAUUACACACACAUACGCACAGGCAAGAAACAACAAACAACAUGCGUGUGUGCCUUCACAGCGCCUUCUUUGUUUCCUCGAGCCUGUGAUUCUCCGCAGCCUACACAUGAGGCUGCCUGCGGUUCACCAAAACGUUCCAUUCAUUUGGUUGAAGUCAGCAAGAUGACUUAAAGCAAAGGAGAAGCAGUCACAUUUGUGUCACGGUACUGAUGAAAGCUCUCAACUGUUUUUUGAAGCAUUUUAUAUAAGUGUAUGUGAGUAUUAUGUGUGUAUGAAUGUGUGUGACAGGAUGCUGAACUUUUCUUCUAAAAGAGACAUACUGUAACUUUUCACUGUGAGGAUUUUUAUGAUGUAACACAACAUGGCUUUCUUGUCAAACUGUUUGCUGCAAAGCAUGUUUUAUAUUCAUCUCGAGAGUUGUGUGCCCCAUCCUGACUUCUAGUGAUUUAAGGAGAAUCAUGUCUACUGCGUCUUUUUACUGGACGUUCAUGUCAUUCCAAGCAAAACAUUCAAAAGCCCGUGAAAAUAUAUUUUUGGACCGCAACAACUUUUAGACCGAGUGUAUGCAGCGUCUCUUUGCCUGCUCACAUGGAUUGCCUUGAUGUUAUGUGGUCGCAAGGUCCUUAUUUUUAUGGACCAAGACUUGCUUUUCUCAUCUGAAGGUGCCCACACCCCCAGAAGAGUCAGAUGAAUGUACAUAAUAAUAAUAAACAACGAAGCAACCACUGUGCUACUGGGCAUCGAAAGCAGUCAGAUUGAUUGGACUUUUUGUUUGCUGCAAAUUGACAGUCUAAUUUUACAGUGUUUAUGAGCUCACUUUUUCUGUGGAAGUCCACAAUAUUUCUGCCUUAAGAGGUGACAAGCCUUUACGUCACUCUCUGCCCCCUGAAAUAAAAGGUCAAAUGAAUUUUUUUUUUUCAUUUCCCCUUACAUAGGAUUAUAAUCCCUUUGCUUUCUGUUGAGGCACUUCUAGUAUGACUGUAUUUUACAAAACAUAAUAAAAGCAAAUUGACCGUUA